AUAGUUUUCUGUAAGUCGCUAAGAUGGCGGAAAACAGUGACUCAAGAGAGGAACAUCCAGAAAUGGCUGCUCCUGAUAAUUCAGAUACCAGACAUCCCUGAGAUCAACCAAAACAUGGACCAAAAUCCGUGGUCGAUUUCCUACCUACCAUCCUCUACUACACAGGAAGAAUCCUUAAAUAAUUAUGGGGGUGAUAACCCCGACUCUCUGCUUAUAUCUUCCUGCUUGCCUCCAAUAUCAUCAAGCGUGGAGCCACCUGCAACUCCCGGCUUACAAAAUUCAAGUUAUGACAUUUCACCUAUUCAGCCAUCUAAAGAAGAGGAUUUCUUUGCGGACACGCUUUUCAACGGAGUCUGCAAAGAAAACCAAACUAAUAUACGUCAUUUUGUUGAAACUUCUUCAUCUCAAAAUGAGGGAACCAGCUUCUCUACUUCUGAGAAUAACACUGCUUAUGCAGGAUCAGUUCCCUCUAUUUCUUUUAACUCUUCAACUUCAGAACGUCGCUCCCCUGGUCCAUUUGGAGUUUUACCACACGAAGCUGUGAUGACUCGUUCUGCUCCUCGCUAUCAAGACAGAAACAAUGACAAAUUUAUUUCUCCCGUUUCUAAAACUGCUUCAGCAUCAUAUAACAAUGGGCCUUAUACAGAUCGUGAUGUGUCAAGCAUUUAUUCCUCUGCGCCACUGUCAGCGCAAUCUGCAUUCUCGGGUGAUACUGCUUCUCUCUCUCCAGUUGUUAAUUCUGUCACUUCCCCUUCUAUUGUUUCUAAUUUUUCUUCACCAAGUGAAUACUAUUCCAGUCCAAAAACAAAUUUUGGAGCUUAUAAUAGUUUACAGAGCCCAGUGCCUCAAAGUCCUUCUGUGGCUCAACAUUCUUACCCAUCAUCACCAUUUGCUAAUGUUGAUCCUAUUGGUCACAUUUCUUCUGCGCCUCCUUGUUCACCUAUGAGUGCCGGGACCUACGUAAAUAACUUAAAUGCAGUUCCUCAGAGGAAUGGGCAAAUGAGUCAACCAAGCCCAAGCAAUAGUGCUGCUAAUGGCAAUAUUAUGUGCUUUAACCAGCCACAGACUCCUAGCAUGGUCAACCAUGGUCCACAGCCUGUGUUGCCAAAGACAGAUUACCAUUCUGAAUACGGCUUUCCGCACGAUCCCAACUCACAGUCAACCUAUUCAUCUGUUUAUCCAGCCAUUCAUUCAACACCAAUGUCAGGUGCAAACAGCUCCAGAAUGCCACACAGAACUCCCAUGCAGCACCAAAACAUGCAGCAAGAUGGAAGGAUGCCCUAUCCACAUUCAGCGUCACAGUCAUCCGCCAGUACGAACUACAUGCAGAACAAUAUUUGCCAUGAUGGCUAUGGGCCAUCUUCCAGUGUUCCAACAGGACAAUCUAUGCACCCUCCCCGAUAUCCUUGUGCAACUCCAAUGAGUAACAAUCUUAGUCAUAACAUGGUGCAUACGAACCCAUCAGCCAUGAUGUCUAACCAGAUGGGAAGUGACAGACCGUACGGCUAUCCUAAUAACUCCAUGGAUGACAAGAAGCCUGUUAAUCUGUUUAAUUCCCAUCUUGAUUCCAGUGUUCAUCACAAUCAUAGUGUUCCACCAAAUCAUCCCUCCUAUAUGAAUCAUGAAGUUUCCCAUUUAGAUGCAAAUAUGCACCCUUGCAGACAGUUAAACAGGCAAAUGGAUCAUCCUAAUGAUCCUUACAAACUUAAUUACAUGACUUCAGAUAACUCCAACAGGGGCAUGAUGUCCCAUGGUUCGAUGGGGCGUGAGCAUAGCAGAGAAGAUAUGCAGCCAACUUAUAAUAUGAACUCUUAUGGUUCCUCUGUACCGAGGCGUAGCCGGUCACGAAAUUUAUCUCUUAAUACGCCACGAAGGCGAGGUCGAAGGGGACGCCGGAGAAAGUCCGAAAUCGGAAGCAUGACUAGAUAUCAGUCAUUUAAAACAGAUCGAAUGUACAGCAAUUUUCCCAUGACACCAACUUUUUUAGAUUAUGGUAAUGUUGAAACCCAGAGCACGUAUCCUAAACGAAUGUGUGAUGAGAAAGAAUUGCCGCCAAUGAACUAUCCUUUCUCUAGGUAUCGAUCUGAACUGAAAAUGAACCUUAACGAAAGCGAAAAGAAAAGCUCUGUCAUGUUACCUAAGUCACGAAAAAUUAUGAUGACAGUUGAGGAAGAAGUGGAAUUUUUGGAGCAUCUCAUUUUUCCCGAGGAAGAAGAAAAAGAAUCUCCACACACGUUUAUGAAAACUCGAAACAAAGACUCUGAAGGCUUUUUGCAAUGUUACAGAAACUUUCUAGUGAACCGCAAAACUAGCUCAGAUUCGGACUCUGAAACAGCGCCUCCUGGGCUUAGCAGUAAAUCAAAAACCGAGCAUCAUGCACCGAAAGAGCACAGGGAGAAGCGAUGCUACAAGCCCAUUCCUAAACUAGUAUUUGGCAGGUCCAAUAAUCCUGGUGAAUGGAGGCUGAAACAGCCAUAUGCUUCUCCAGAGACUAUAUCCGACGAUACAGAAGAAGAAAGUGCCUCUGAUAGCUCGGGAGAACUAAUAUCUAGUCAUAAAAUUAAGCAAGAGUAUGAUUCAGAUCAGGAGAGAGGCAAGCUUUUAAAAAUAACAGGUAAAUUUAAGCUUUCAAAGCAUAGUGCCAAGAGAAAAAAUGACUCUAAUGAUCAUGAUAAAUAUAAUCACCAUAAGGACAAACGUUUCUCUAAUUAUGAAACUCUCCCGGUAGGCAGGCUGCAAAUAAAGACUGAAAGCCAAGAGCUGCCUCCGAUCACGCCGAAAAAGCGUGGCCGCAAAAAGAAAAUACCUGCGGCAAAACCGGAGACAAAAAGGAAAACUUACAGUAAAAUGGCAGCUAAUUCCUCUGAGGUAGUUAAUGACACUCCUGUGACAAUUAAACAGGAGAUCAUUGAAGACGAAGAUGUUGUGGUAGAAUGCCAAAGACGAUCCACAAGGUCACUUUCAAGAAGAAGUGAUGCUUCAAUCCAGGAUACUGAAGCAGGUCCUUCAAUCAAAAAGGAACCAGCAGAGCUGAGUAGUGAUGAUAUUGAUAUCAUUGAUGACUCAGACUCAGAUCCUGCCUGGACACCUUCUGCCAAAACCCUAAAGGUUGGAGAUCAUAUUAAAGCACAUCCCAUCCCCACACCAGUUAAAAAACGUGGGCCAAAGCCAGGGCGACGCAGCUCUGCUGGCAAUGGCCCUACUUUAAAGGUAAAAAAAGAAAAAUCACGUGAAAGCGUGCCAACUAGUGGUCGCAAGAGAAAAUCACAUUCAAAAUCACUGUCAUGUAAGCAAGAAACUGUAUGUGAACCUGAAAAGGUGAAAAAGGAGAGAGUUUGUGGUCGAUUUCUUGUAGCCAAAGCAGACAUAGAGAAACCAACGCCAUACUUGUGGCUUGUUGACACAGAAACAAAUAUGUUACAGCGUUUUGAAUGGUAUGAACAGCAAGGAAUAGUGCUGUAUCGCAGCACAUAUACUUAUGCAGCAUGGAAUGAAAUAUCGUUUGCCAACUAUGUCAAAGCAAAAGUGAAAGUCGUGUCACAUUCUCGUAUUCUCCAUGUUGUGGAAUAUUUGGGUCCGGAACUUAAAGAGGAAGUUGAGAAUAAUUCUGUUGUGUCUAAGCUGCCUGCCAAUCCUUUGAGAGAAAACUUUGAAGUCUUCCUACAAACUCUGAUUAGUCAAGCUCUUGAUCCAAAUUUCCUCUCUGAAAUAACAAAUGAAAAUGAUGAAUAUUUCUUGAGCAACAUUAAAGAAAUUGAAAGUGUCAGCGAGGAAAAGAAAAAAACUUUGGUGAAGGAUUUUUGGGAAGAAACUCUUCAAAAGUGUGCUGAUACGUACCCUUGUGUAAAUAUUUUGGAUAGUCUUUCAGAGGAUGAAACUUGUGAGGUUUGUAAAAAGGAAGGUGCCUCCAAGCUCCUGCAGUUCUAUGGACAACCUUAUGACUGGACGACCCUAGGAUCUGUGGACAUGAUCCUAGCAAACAAAACUCAAUAUACUGUGUGUGUUGUGUGUUCAGCUACGGUUUCCUUGUACAGUCGUUUGCAUCAUCAGAAGUAUAACUUUUUCAUCAAGUGUCGAACUAAGUUUUUGUGUUGA
This is a messenger RNA of Uloborus diversus, 4095 nucleotides long. RefSeq lists its product as uncharacterized. The transcript is spliced from 10 exons. The record is from RefSeq and is a predicted model, not a curated record. NCBI's taxonomy places the organism in Eukaryota, Metazoa, Arthropoda, Arachnida, Araneae, Uloboridae. Gene Ontology annotation, cellular component: nucleus. Bases 115 to 4095 code for a protein of 1326 amino acids.